Molecule: messenger RNA, 6396 nt
Organism: Pomacea canaliculata
Lineage: Eukaryota; Metazoa; Mollusca; Gastropoda; Architaenioglossa; Ampullariidae
Product: calcium-binding mitochondrial carrier protein SCaMC-2-like
Exons: 11
Coding region: 82-1692 (536 amino acids)
Biological process (GO): transmembrane transport
Cellular component (GO): mitochondrial inner membrane
Molecular function (GO): ATP transmembrane transporter activity; calcium ion binding
Source: RefSeq, a predicted model, not a curated record
UGGUGUGUGAGGAUGAGCGCUUUGUAAAUUGUAACAGAUGACCGUCCCAUGGAAGACGACAAGUAAUCAGACAAAACCAUAAUGUCCACCGAAGCAGAGGUACAGGCCGGAACUAUGUCGUCCGAAGAGAACAAAAAGCUGCACGAUCUAUUUGAGCAGCUUGACGUAAACAAAGAUGGAAGGAUUGACAUCGACGACUUGACCCAUGCAAUGGCGAGCAUGCAGGUUCCACAGAUACCCGGACAUGCACAGAGGCUUUUCAAAAAGUAUGACAAGGACCGAGAUGAACAAAUUGACUUCUCAGAGUUCGUAAAGUAUGUGCAGGAACAUGAAAAAGAACUCCGUCUGCAUUUCAAAAACAUUGACACCAAUGAUGAUGGAAGUAUUGAUGCUCAAGAAAUUGUUGAAUCCUUCAAAAAACUUGGUGUCAACAUUGACUAUAAAGAGGCAGUAAAACUGCUUCAGCGGAUGGACCGAGAUGGAACCUUGAAGAUUGAUUGGAAUGAGUGGCGGGAGUACCUGCUGCUUUCCCCUACAGGCAGUAUCCAGGACAUCUUACAUUACUGGCGACACUCCUCUGUACGUCCUCUACUUUGCCACUGCCUCUCACUUAGAUCUCACUUAUCUUCUCACCUCGGCCUCCGCUUUCCUAACUCAAGGAUGCCCUGGCCCCUGCAUGCACAGUGUGCCUGUGGUCAUGGCCCCGCCCCCUCCCCAGGAGUCUCUUUGGCGCUGCCUACAGACUGGGAAUGGGACCAUGGCACUCACCCAAUGUGGCCACUAACAAUUAUUGACAUUGGAGAGAACAGCCUUGUGCCAGAUGACUUCACCGAGACGGAACUCAAAACAGGAAUGUGGUGGCGGCAUCUGGUGGCUGGUGGGGGUGCUGGGGCAGUGUCCAGGACAUGCACUGCUCCACUCGACCGGCUGAAAGUCUUGCUGCAGGUGCACGGAUCCAGCAAAAACAAUUUGACAAUAAUGUCCGGAUUCAAGCAAAUGUUAGAUGAAGGGGGCAUCAAAUCUCUCUGGCGAGGAAAUGCCAUGAAUGUCAUCAAAAUUGCCCCUGAGUCUGCUAUUAAGUUUAUGGCUUAUGAACAGAUCAAGGCCAUGGUGAAGGGGGACUCUAAGGAAAUUGGAGUUGGGCAGCGGCUGUUAUCAGGUUCUGCUGCAGGUGCAAUAGCUCAGACCCUCAUCUACCCCAUGGAGGUGAUGAAGACACGGCUGACACUGCGCAAGACAGGCCAGUAUGAUGGAAUGUUUGACUGUGCCCGCAAGAUUGCCAGGCACGAGGGCAUGAAAGCAUUCUACAGGGGCUAUAUCCCAAAUCUACUAGGAAUCAUACCUUAUGCAGGGAUUGACUUGGCUGUUUAUGAGACACUGAAAAAGCUGUAUAUGCAGAAGAACAAGAACCAGGACCCAGGAAUUUUGGCAUUGUUAGGUUGUGGCACAGUCAGUAGCACCUGUGGUCAGCUGGCCAGCUACCCACUGGCCCUUAUUCGCACCCGGCUACAAGCCCAAGGUGGCUCCAAAGCUAGCAUGGUAGGACUGUUCCGUAAAAUACUUCACGAUGACGGUCCAAGAGGUCUAUACCGUGGAAUUGCCCCUAACUUCCUGAAGGUGGCACCAGCUGUCAGUAUAAGCUAUGUCGUCUAUGAACAACUGCGCAAGAGUCUAGGGGUCACAAUGUCAUGAGUGAGCAGCUUUGCUUUGUCUGUUCAUGACUCCUAGCAGACAUUCUUCCCAUAGUGAAUGAGCUGUGGUGUCUUUCUCCUUCAUUCAGACUUCAUUCAAAAGUAGGGCUUGAGGCAUGUAGAAGUGGUAAAUGGUAAUGGAUUUGAUGAUACAUUUUGUUAGUUGAGAAAGAACAGAAUGUUUACCAGAAUGGAGGGUUUGUGAGUUCAGAGAGAAAAUAAAUUCUGAUAUAUUCACAUAGAUUAGGUGGAUAGAAGGUAUAUCUUUGUUAGUGGAAGGCUGCAAGGGAAUGAUUUUUGUCUUUUCACUUUUCCACAAAAGUGAAAGCAGGAGAUGGUAAAGUGUUGGCCAGAGUUUUAUUUGCACUUUAGUUUUUAUACUGGAUGAAUGCAGAGCUUACCCAAGGUAUUUUUUGUUGGGAGAAAAGCUAGGAUACUUGUAUAAAAGAGUGUUUGAGAGUCCCGGUACUGGUUCUUGGUAGAGCCUUGGAAGCUCAUUUUUCUUGUGAUUGUACAGUAGAGGCUGUCUUUUCUUGAUCUACGCAUUUUGCUUUUCUUACCAUCAUUGCUUCUUCCCUCUCCACGUGCUUGCUCAUCACUCGCCUUCUUGAGUAUGUGAGUUGCAUUCAUGCAUUUGCACACAGAUGCAAUAACUGUUGUUGCUGUCAUUGGCAGUGGGAACUUCUGGGCUGUAAGAGCUGCACCUUUGUGUAGAUUCAUGCUUUAACGCCUGAACCACCUAAUCUGGCUUCCUUUCGCUUUUCAGUUGUGUGAAGCCAAAAGGUGUGUUCGGGCAGGCAAAGGUCAGCUGCCAUCAUCGGACGAGUCAUUCACUGAUACAAAAAUAUAAAUAAACAAGACAAAUGAGAGACAUAAUUUGCAAACCAGAGAACAGAACAGCCCUCACUAGCUUCCCUCUUCCAUUGUCAAAUGCAAGAUGAGUGCAAAUCAUGGCAGUUGGCAGAUGGGUUUUUGGAGGUGGGAAGGGAAACUUCAUUUUCAUCAGGGUGUCUCAUUCUUUUGGUUGACUUUCUGUGUUACUGUAUUUUGCUGUUGAGGAUUGGUUCACAGCUGUACUGAUCUAGCUGUGAGACUGUUGAUGAUAACAGAGUUGGACAUUUUUGUGCACCUCUGAGCAACUAAUCGUGGGUAAAGAGCAGGUUUUUCAUCCCUUUGGGUCUUUUCCCCACUUCCACCCUCAUUAACAUAAUCAUCUUUUAUGGAGAAAUCUUUAAAAAAUCUUCCUAGUAGGAUGUUUUCAUCUGCAUUCUUCAUGUGAAGGUAUUUCAUCAUUAUGACGUCCAGCCUUCAUUGUAAGAGUGGAGGAAAGAGAGACAUAAAAAUAAAGAAUUCAUUAUUGUACACUUGGUGCUGUGAUCUCAGAGGCAGUCAUGGGAGUUACAAUAAGUUUAUUGAGAAGGUGUGCAUCAGGGUGACAAUGUUUAUCAUAUCAUAUUUAAUAGACCGAUCACUGAUGUUAUUUUAAUUUGACAUAUUCUUCUCCUUGAUCACAGUUCUAUUAUUAUCUACUGUUUAUGUGAGCAGGAACAUUGGUCAUAUUUCUUUGUGUCUGUUAUUGUAGUGCAGAGUUAGUACUGAAACUCAGUGUCACGAAGUCAAAGCUAUGAUUAGUUUGGUGCUCAUUUUGUUAGCUUAAAUUGGAAGUCUUUUUUUUUUUUUUCUAUUUUUGGUUUGAUAUUUUUCAAUACAAAGGCAAAGAAAAGACAGGCAAAUAUGAUUAUACAUGAUUGUAAAACAAAUAAAAGGCUGUUGAUGGGCUCCAAGGUAGAGGAGCAGUUUGGAUUUGGAUCUUUAAACAAAAUACACAAAUGAUCCAUCAAAACUUGUCACCAAGCCCACUUUCCUUUUUUUUAUUUUUAUUUUUCACUUUAAAAAAGUUAGACUUGAAUAACAAAGGUGUUAACAUAUUGAAUCAUACAUUUUUCUCCUUCACCCCCUCCACCCCUAAAGGGAAAACAAUGUCCUUGAUUUUGAUCUUGAAAGGCUGAGUGAUAUGACGUUUUGCAUUUGUUCACACUGUUGAAGCAUGUCAAACAAUUUCGCUGGAUGGUGAGGCUUCAAUGGACAGGCUUUUAAACACCAGAAUAUUGUCUCCACAGAUGAAGGCUUUCCUAUUUUGUCAGUAUCAUCUCAGGGUAGUACUUUUUUUUUUUGUCCUUGUAAGAACAUCUACAAAACUUUUUCUCUAGGUCUGUGAUAAUUCAUCUUGUCUUUAUUUUGUUCUGUGUUUCUUCAUGUUUACAAAAAUGAGUUGUAACAUCCAUAAACUCAAGCAUUGGCAUUCUAGCGUGAGCUUUUAUCUAAGAAUUUCCUUGUUAGGAGGAAAUAGUGGUGCUUUGAAGUAGCUUGUGCUAGUAGGUGAUGUCUUUUUAAAGCAUGAGGUCACAAGCAAGUUCAUUCUUUGCCUUAUUUUUUUUUUAAUCAUAAUUGAGCAGCAGAUGUCAAUGGUUUAAAAGGACUGUUAUGAGUGGCUGAGGUGGAAAGUUUGACGAUUGCUGAGAAAGAUUAUUUCAUAAAAUGGAUAUAUUUGCUUGCUGUUGAGAGCUGUGUGUUGAAUUUUUUUUUGGGGGGAAGAGGGGUAGAGGGGAGGAAAAAAAAGGUUUAGGUGAAAGGUUAUGACCUGUCAGUCAUGAAAGUUUUUCCUGCCUUGAUCAAAAUCGAAUCUUUUAUUAAUGUGACUACUGCCUUUGUCUACCAUGGCUUGUAGCGGCUACUGAUGCAUUGUGCCGACCUGUGCAUCGUGGGGAAGCACUAGUUGCCAAGAUCUUAAAUGUGUGUGAAAUAUAAUUAGCUACAAAAUGUGUAUACCUGUCAACUCCAGCAGCUUUUUUAUUGGGUGACAUCUUGGUUUUUGUCUGUGACGAUGGUUAAAUACUGCAGAGGUAUAUUAAGGUAAUUGUAUAUUUAUUAUUAGCUCUGUUAGCAUACCCUUGCUCUUGAGGUAGUUUUUUUUUUUCCACCAAGUAGUUGCUGUAUUGUAGUUUCCUGCUAUUGUGUGCUGCUGUUUUGUCACUGCAAAGGGCUGGACUUUAUGAUGCAUUAUGUACAAUCAAGUUUGGGUCAGUAUUGACCCUGGCUUUAUUAGCUAAUGCAAGCUGUGGACAAACUUGUGUUAAAAUAUUUCACAUUUGUAACUACUCUGAGGUCUGCACAACUACUGUUUUAAUCUGCCACCAUUUUAAAAACUCUUGUGUCCUUAUUUUCCCUUACCCACACUUCUGUGUAAUUUUUUUUUUUUUUUUUGGGGGGGGGGGGAUGAGACAAUGUCAAAUUUUGUUGGACUCAAUAUUGAAGAAUAGACAUCAUGAGUUAGAGCCACAAGAUUGAAAGAUGGCUUCAAUCGUCAAGUAAAAUCCAUAGUUUGUGUACCAUGUGGUGAAUUCUCAGUCUUUUUCUUGACAAUAAACUUGGUACUAAUCAAGAAGUUACACAUAUUGUAGCUCAUGUACAGUAUAAAAUUCAUUAUAACAGAUCUUUAAUGAUCCUGCAAAGAUCCAAAAGGUCCCACGCUUAAAUUUCCAGUUGACCAUUUAAUAAAAAUCAAGCAUUCGGAAGCACUUUAAUAACAGCAGGAAAUACCUUUAGUUCAAUAUCAUGCAGUGUCCCAUGUAACUCCAAACACCCCUGUUAACUUGCAGUUAUUUCAGGUGGUGAGCAUAAAACUUUUUAUUUGAAGUGCCUUGUGCUAGCAUUGUGUAGCUUGUGUAAGCUCCAGACUGUUGUGAUUUAGGCGUGUUAAAAGAACUUUUUUGGUGUACGUUUUGUAGUAUUUUUUAUUAUUGUGGAGUGUAGUUAUUCCCCUUUCUAUUCAUGCCCUCUACCCAUUCUUCAGAUCCCACACUCAUUAAUUCUUGAAGUUGUUGAGUUUUUCAUUUGCAUUUAAAUGCAAUAAUUGCUUUCUCUUUGUUGUACAUGAACUUCUGCCACUGUUCAAAACCAGUAUUUGCUGUCAUCUGGCAUGUUUUCAUGCCACAGUUUUGUCCUUUGCUGGUGGGCAUAUUACAGUUUCACAGUGCAAAAGCGCAAACUUCUCUCACAAGAAAUUGUUUGUUAUAUUCUUUAUCUUGAUUCAUUGUGCUUAUUUUUAUUAAUCAGUAGUAUCAGAAUUCAUUUUUUAUCAACCUCACUUUGAAGAAAAUUUUGACUCUAGUUUUAUUACUGCUUGUUUCCAUUUAUUAAUUUAUUUCUCUAAUACUUGUUGUCCCUUGCUAAUGUUGCUUGAUAUUUCUCUAACACAAACCACCUGUUAAACAUUCCUUUCUGGUUAUACAGGGAUGUUCAUGAACCUGCUCCCACCCUGACUUCCUUAAUCCACCCCACACUUUCACCUUUUACUAACCCCCAGUCGCAUGCUUCACUGUUAACUGCUGCAAUUCAUUCUGCAAGCCUGUUGUAAAUAUUUUUGUUUUCAGUGCAAGAUUUAUUAAACUUCACUGUACAUACCUAUGCUACCAGAACCUUUAUUACUGGGGGUUUGCACCUCUCCAAUUUAACAUUUUACACUGUUUUUGUACAGUAUCAAUUCGACUAAGGCAUUGAUAUAAUUAUAUUGCAAAAAUAAUACCUUUUUUAAAAAAAAUUGCAAGUGUUUGUGUUUUGUGCAAAGAUUUGUAAAAGGUCAGUAUAUUUUCAUUUUUUAACCAGAACAAUCUAAUCUUUGCUCUUAAAUACACAGAACUAUGUG